Plasmodium knowlesi strain H is the source of this 795-nucleotide messenger RNA. Its product is annotated as RNA methyltransferase, putative. The record is from RefSeq and is a predicted model, not a curated record. Lineage: Eukaryota; Apicomplexa; Aconoidasida; Haemosporida; Plasmodiidae. The coding region runs from base 1 to 795 and encodes 264 amino acids. Gene Ontology annotation, biological process: RNA processing. Gene Ontology annotation, molecular function: RNA binding; RNA methyltransferase activity. The transcript has a single exon.
AUGGCUACCCCAAGUGGGGAAGUCAUCCCAAGUAAGGAGGAAAAAACCCUCCUUACGAAAGACCCCACUAAAUGCCCCCAAAUGUACGUAGCCAUUUACAACAUAGGAAAGAAGAAAAACAUCGGGAGCAUAGUAAGAAGUUGCGUUGCCUUUGGGGUAAGCAAAAUUUUCGUCGUGAGUCGAAAAAGGAAUGAAAUCAAUUUCUUUGGCCAAAUGGGGACAUGUAAAUAUAUAACUAUAGAGUACUUCUCUAACAUGAAGGAGCUGAGGAUCCACCUGGCAAACAAUAAUAUUCUGUUAUAUGCAUGUGAAAUAACAGAUCGUGCUAUAGCUGUAACCAGAACUCCCUUUGUUAAUAAAGAUACAGCCUUCUUAUUCGGAAAUGAAGGAACAGGAAUUAAUGAUGAAACGUUGAGCUAUUGCGACAAAAUCAUUUACAUCCCUCAGUAUGGCAAUGGGACAUGUUCUCUCAACGUGUCAGUUUCAUGUGCCAUAAUUUUACAUCACUUUGCUGUGUGGGCGAAUUAUCCCGAGGUGGAAAUUUCGGGAAAGAAAUUUGUCCUCAAUAAAUGCGCAAGUAAAUUGGAGCAAUAUUUAAACCCUUCGGAUGACUUGCUCCGCCAGAUUAGUGAAAAACGCAAAGAGCGGGCAGAAGCCAAGCAGAUCUCCCCCGAUUUAGCGGACAUUCAUUUUGUUAACCCCUCCUUUUAUCACUUUCCCUUGUUAAACAGCAAGGAGGAUGCCGCAUCAAUGGACACAUACAACUCUCCUCAGAUGGAAGAGCAUCCAAGUUGA